GUCAUUAGCACUAGUCCGACACGGUUUUGCAACUCUUACCAACCCCGAAUAAUCUACAUCAUUCUUUCUUUUGGAGUAUUCUCGACGGCAGCUGCUUCGAUUGUCGGCGACCUUGGUAAGCUUGGCUGCAACGUUAAUUCAUGCCCAAUAUCCAUCGAAUCUCUAUCCUUGUGGCACUACUUGCCCUAGCAGCUUACUUCACCGUAACUCCGUCUACCAUCCGCACUCGCCUCCCUGCGCUUUUCCGACCUGCCAAAUCACCCCAGACGACAGAAUCUACGAAUAUGGGCACAGAGUUGGAAGCCUUGAGAGAUGUUUGGACUAGGAACUUGGACUCCCUUCCCUCCACCCCCGACAACAUCCCUGCUUUCUUCUUCGGCCACGGCUCGCCGAUGCUGGCUUUUCCAGACGGACCUAACAGUUCAAGCCACUUCUCUGAGAUACUCAGCUGGGCAGGACCCAAGGGCCCCCUUGCACUAUUCCUCAAGGAUUUUGGGCCGGCUCUCUUGAAAAAGUAUCAGCCAAAGGGCAUUGUGGUCUUUAGCGCGCAUUGGGAAACGCACACCGAGCGUCUCGUGACUGAUUAUGGGGACGAGAAUCCUUUGUUCAUGGAUUACUAUGGUUUCGACCGAGAGAUGUACGAACUGAAAUUCAAAUCCCGAGGAGACCACGAGCUGGCUCGCCGGGUUGUCGAGUUGUACAAGAAGGGUGGCCAGAAGGCACGUCUGACCACUACCCUUGAGAACCGUGGUCAGGAUGGACGAGGCUUCGCGGGCACCGGAUUAGAUCACGGGGUUUUCGUUCCUUUCAAGCUCAUGUUUGGGGAGGAGUUCAAACAGAUCCCUAUCGUGCAAGUUUCCAUCGACUCUAGUCUGAGCCCUGAGAAGAACUGGGCUUUGGGCAAGGCGGUUGCAUCGCUGAGACAGCAAGGCAUUCUCGUCCUCAGCGGUGGCCUCCUAGUCCACAACCUUGGCCAAUUCAACUCUUUGGCUGCAGAACUUGCAUCGCCUGCACACAAGGAAUUCGACCGCGACGUUGUGGCUGCGGUGGCGAUUGAGGAUGUCAGUAUCGAACAGCCUCAGACGCAGACUCUAUUAAAUCCCUCCCAGAAAACUCAACGAAGACAGGCGAUGAUGAGUCUGCCCCGCCAUCCGGGGUUUCGAGCGUCCCACCCCCGCGAGGAUCAUUUCAUUCCUCUGUAUGUGGCGGGCGGUGCCGGGGAGGGCGGCGACGCCAAAGUGAUAUCAGACAUGUAUGGUUGUGGGACGUUUGCCUUCGGCCUGUAGUGCAGACUGUAGACUCGGACUAAAUUAUUCUGAGGGUGUGACAGAGAGGGGGAAUGUUGCACAGCAACAGAUUCCCGUUGCGCGAUCGCGCUGAGACCGUCCUUGACCUUCUGCCACGUUGUGCAGCUUUUUAUUCGAAUCUUCUCAGCCACCGAAUAUCGGGCGACUACCGACCCUUGGAUCAGCAAGUAGAGGGGAUAUCAAGAGAUCAUUGGCCACGGGUCCGCGAUGACAGACUACUGACAGUUGCGACCGCUUGCAUGGCUUGAAACGCUUACCAGCUGUGGAAAUCACAAGUCGUCCGGCACCAAGUAAGUAACUUGGCAGUAGAAGACCCUUGAACAGCAUCCCGCCCGAACACAUUGCACCCUCCCCACUACCCGACAGGCCAUUGCGUGGUAGCGCAGGCCGCCCUCCCCCCUACUUCCGUCUCCAUCUGCGGCUUCUGCCCUUACACAGCAAAGCCUAUCAGCUCCUUUGCGGUCUCUUUUGACCGUCUUUGGAGUGGUCUCAGCGCUCUCUGCUUGUCUUUUCUCUUCCCCGCGUACAGCGAUUGCAAUCUCGCCUGCGCUCAACUAGAAUGGCGUCUUCGCCUUUAAUACACUCCAGGGAAACCUCCCUCCCCCCGCCCUCGUCGGAUUUGACUCCCGGCCCACUGGCCCCGCAUCGCCGCUCCCAGACGCAUAUCAUCGUCCCCGACGCUCCGAUCACUCCGCCGAUGUCACCGGCGCAGAGCGAAAACGGGGAAGACAUCAUUGUCGACUGCGAACCCCGCUACAGCGCACCACAAGGGCUCCAAUCGGUUACCAGCUCACGCUCGCUGGGACAAGACACCUCGCCCUUCCGUGAGUUUGGAGACAUGGAGAUAGAAACGCAAUCUCCGCGACCAAUCCCUGCUCCUCAGCGCUCACUGCGUGCGCUGGAGGAGGAACAGGAACAUCUCCAGAGGGCUGGUUUACGAUUGACCGAUUUUGAAGUGCGAGGCACGCUAGGGACUGGCACGUUUGCUCGCGUACUGCUUGUCCGCCACCGUGCGCCAGCGUCUCCUGGCUCGCAGAACCACUUUGCUCUGAAGGUUCUGCGGAAGUCUGAUAUUGUUCGACUGCGUCAAGUGGAGCAUGUAAAUGCUGAACGUUACAUUCUGUCUCGUGUCCAUCACCCAUUUGUUGUCGACCUCCUUGCGACCUUCCAGGACAGCCUCAACGUGUACAUGUUGAUGUCCUACGUCCCGGGCGGAGAGCUCUUCACCCAUCUGCGACGUGCGCAGCGGUUCACACCUGACGUCACCCGGUUCUAUCUGGCGACGAUCGUACUGGCCCUAAAAUAUCUCCACUCGUUCAAUAUCAUCUAUCGGGAUCUGAAGCCGGAGAACCUGCUCCUCGAUUCCCGUGGGUACCUGCGGCUGACUGAUUUUGGGUUUGCGAAGAUUGUCGACGACCGCACCUGGACCUUGUGCGGAACACCCGAAUAUUUGGCGCCAGAGAUCAUUCAGUCGGACGGGCACGGAAAGGCGGCUGAUUGGUGGGCUUGCGGUGUUCUCUGCUAUGAGAUGCUUGUCGGGUAUCCUCCCUUCUUUGACCAAUCUCCGUAUGGCAUCUAUGAGAAGAUCCUCAACGGGCACAUUCACUGGCCGAGAAGCAUGGAUACCCUGUCACGGUCGCUCAUCCGUGCUUUCUUGAAUCCCGACCGAACGCAACGACUUGGCAACAUGAAUGGCGGACCGCAGGAUAUUCUCGAUCAUCCCUGGUUCCGAGGAGUCGACUGGGAUGCCCUGGAGCGCCGUGAGAUCAAUGCUCCGAUUGUCCCACAUACGUCUUCCUCUGAUGACACUCGCCACUUUUUGCACCUGCCGUUGCCGCCUUUGGAAGAGAUGCCGGGUCUUGUCCGAGACGAGCUGCCGCCUACCGUGCAGGAACGAUUCGAUCCUGCGGCAUACCAAUUCCUGGAGUUCUGAUUUUGCCAAGUUUGUUUCUGGCCUGACAUUCUUUUGUUACCCUCAUUACUAUCUGACUAAUCCGGUGGCCCUAUGGCCGCGACUGACCUCGAGCUGUAGCCUUCCCCUCGCUUGUAACCGAUUCGUUCAUUUCUUGGCUCUCUAGCGUCGCUUUGUAUAUCAGUACGCUCCUUCUGGCUUGAUAUGUAGCCUUCGUUGACUAUCUGUGUAUUCAUAUAUCGUUUUGCACCCAAUGCUUUUGUGCCUUCCUA
Molecule: messenger RNA, 3491 nt
Organism: Mycena citricolor
Lineage: Eukaryota; Fungi; Basidiomycota; Agaricomycetes; Agaricales; Mycenaceae
Source: the annotation of a GenBank genome assembly